Cydia amplana is the source of this 2416-nucleotide messenger RNA. RefSeq lists its product as uncharacterized. Bases 1 to 2391 code for a protein of 796 amino acids. The record is from RefSeq and is a predicted model, not a curated record. The transcript is spliced from 13 exons. Gene Ontology annotation, molecular function: acyltransferase activity, transferring groups other than amino-acyl groups. NCBI's taxonomy places the organism in Eukaryota, Metazoa, Arthropoda, Insecta, Lepidoptera, Tortricidae.
AUGUCUAAACUACUAAUACUAGUUAUACUUAUCACAGUUGAGUGCAGAAACUCUACUAGAAAACUACGUACCUUCUUCAGAGGAGAGGUGGACAGCUUGUACAAUGUAUAUGAUCCCUCUUAUUUGGCCUUGGUGUGGCCUACGAUAAGAAACGGUGUGCAUUUGGCGGUUAAAAGUGAAUGUUUUGGCGAUUUGAAGGUGUUUUUCAACGAUUAUAGUAGAGGACGCGCUUGGACCUAUAUUGCGGUGGACGCCUCGGGUCGCUACAGUUCGGGUGCCUACAGUGGUCGUCGCCACUGGCUCGGGUCCAAACAGCAAUGCGUGGACUUGCAUAAGAGCAGAAAUGCCAGGGAAGAAAAGGAAGCCCUGGCGAAGUUUCGCGACGAGGUGUACCUCAACGCCGUGCUACGGAAGGAAUUUACCCAAGGCUCUGACCGACCGUUGACAGAGCUAGACAAACUCCACCGGACCAGCGAGUCCCCCGUCCGUCUGGCAUACUCCGUCGUGCGCCUCCACCUCAACGUUACCAAGCUCGCCAUGGCUAAGAGUCUAGAAGUUAUGCAAGGCCUGUGCCUCCCGCGCUCCUGCUCACCAGAAGACGUGACCGCCAUCAUCAACUUCUCCAUCAUGAUCACAGAUACCCUCAAAUCCAACCACACCACCCCCAGAACCGUGAGCGUCAUCAACUCAAGACGCAUAGAAUACACAUAUGAUCCAAGCAACGACUACGCUGCUAUCACCCUAUCAGCUCUCACUUUAGGCUUAGUCAUUUUGUGCAUAAUAGCCACCUUAGUAGACUUCGAAUUGCUGAAAUGCCGGAGGAACGUAUCGGCGAAAACUUUCAACGUCCAAAAGUACAAUAACGAUUUGCAAGGCAUUCACAAACCAAAAGAUGAAUUAACUAUUAACAAUGUAGAGAACUCUAAUAUCAAUCUAAUGACGCUGAAGAAAUAUAAGAACGCAAUGCCUCAAACGCUCGACGUAGUAUCUCUAGAGAAUACUAACAGUUGCAAGCGUUGCGGCAAGUAUAAGAAGCAAUGCGUAAACCCAAUGAAGAGUGAAGCUUACCAACCUUGCCCUCGCGUCAGAUACGAUAACUCCAUAGCUAGCUUGAAAGUUAAGAGGAGUGUAUCCCAGUAUCUGCUGCUCUGUUUCUCUCUAAACUACGGGUGGAAGAGGAUUUUUAAUACAAACAUGGCGAAUAAGGAUCUGUCGAUUAUGCACGCGUUCAGGAUCGCGACUACGUUUUGGGUGGUGUUUAUACAUGUGGCGACCAUGGUCAGUUCUUUGUCAGACUACGGUCCAGAGAUGAACAGCCGACAUAACGUGUUCAUGAUCCUCGCCACGGGAUCCUUGGCCUUCGACACGCUCUUCUUCGUUAGUGGCCUCUUCAGCUCGUACCACUUCUUCUACCUGAAGAGCCAGUACAGCGUCGAGGAGCUGGUGAGCUUCGGCGGCCUCUGCGGUCAGGUCCUACAGCUGUUCUGUUUUAUCACCAACAGGGCCGUCAGACUCCUCCCAUCGUACGUGUACGCGAUCUUUCUCGCGUCCGUGCUGUCCAGGGUCACGCAGGGCAUGUCGGUGCUGGAGCUGCCUGGCGACGCUGACUGCGAUAUCACCUGGUGGCGGAACAUACUGUACAUCACCAACUUGUACCCCCGACGUGAGCGGUGCCUCCAGGUAUCCUGGUACCUGACGAUGGAGACACAACUCCACGCCGCCGGCGCGCUGCUCUGCGCCUUGGCGGUGCGCCGGCGCGUCGCGCUCGCUGUGACUUCUGUGGUCGUGCUGGUCGCCACUGCGGCCGACGUGGCGUCCGCUUUCGGCGACUAUAGCAAACCUAUGGCGGACAUGUUCGCGGCGUAUCACCUGAUGGUGGAGCGGCCGUGGGCGCGCGUGGCGCCGUACUGCACCGGCGUGUUCGCCGGGUGGCUGGUGCGGAGGAUGGACGGACAACUCAAGGUGUCGAGGAUGACGUCCACCUUCCUCUGGCUAGCGUCGCUGUCAGCGCUGAGCGUAGCGUCAGCAGUGCCGUGGGCCGGGCCCGCCUGGGUCACCUGCUUCCUACAUCUGCUCUGGCCCGUGGUGCUGCUAUGGCCCGCCCUGGUGUGCGCUACCAACUACGCUGGGCUGAGCCGUCAGCUCCUGGACUCCGGGCCGGUGGCGGCGCUCAGCAGGCUGUGCUACAGCGUGCUGCUCCUGCACGGGCCCAUCACGAGAACCGUGCUCCUCAGUUUGGAUGGGUCGCUGAGCGCGCAGACCAUGUGCAUUUGGUCCUACUUCGCGGGCACGACGCUGCUGACGCUGGUCGCAUCUCUACUCCUCUCUCUUCUGGUGGAGAUGCCGUGCUGCAGCCUCCUAAGGCGGCUUUCUGAUUGUGCUACCAGUUAAAUAUGCUGUAAAGCUACGUCCACAC